Molecule: messenger RNA, 2893 nt
Organism: Cydia strobilella
Lineage: Eukaryota; Metazoa; Arthropoda; Insecta; Lepidoptera; Tortricidae
Product: peptidoglycan recognition protein-like
Exons: 3
Coding region: 192-1082 (296 amino acids)
Biological process (GO): peptidoglycan catabolic process
Molecular function (GO): zinc ion binding; N-acetylmuramoyl-L-alanine amidase activity
Source: RefSeq, a predicted model, not a curated record
CAAGAUACUCGCGCGCACGGAGCGUGAGGGAGAGGUUAAUAACAAUAAAUUAUUCGUUAUAAACAUUAUCACAUGUAACACAUGUAAACAAGGUUUUGCACAGAUUAUGUUUAUCGCCGAAGUGAAGUCAGUCGCGUUCUGAGACCGGCGCAGAGACAUUGUGUGUGAGUCAUUGUGAAUCGUUAUAAGUGAUGUGGUCGCCCAGUGAGCAGGGCAUGUCCGGCUCGGAGAUGGCGGUGGUGUCGAGCAUGCCUCCCGCGGAGCUGGUGGCCCGGACGACGCCCGUGGUGUCCACCAUGAACAUCACCAAAUCGUCGGGGGUGCACAUAGGCCCGAAGUUCGUCUCGGUCACGCAGAACGUGGAGAACGCUGAGCUGGUAAAGGGCCGAAUACUGGGCCUAGAGUUGGUGGCGCCGGUGAAAUCUAACGGCCUCCGCUGUAGCGUCGCCGUGUUUGUUUGCUGGGCUCUCGUGGUGGCCGUCGGCCUCGGCCUCUACCUCUUCCAACUCGCCACCAAGCCCACCAGAUUAGACCUAGGUCUAAAUGAAACCUGGUAUUUCCGACGUGACGAUUGGCAAGCGAUGCCUCCGUACAACACAGAAUACCUGUCCCUACCAGUAUACAAGGUUGUCAUCGGCCACACGGGCGCGGGCUAUUGUAACCAGACUCGCCGCUGCAUUGAGACAAUGCUAGCAACACAACAAGACAAUCUACGAAGAGAUUUGGACGAUAUCGUCCCUAAUUUUUUAAUCGGCGGUGAAGGAACGGUUUUCGAAGGGCGAGGAGCAAACGUAGUAGGGGCAAUGUUGAAGGGUUACAACUCAAAGAGUGUAAGCAUCAUGUUCAUGGGAGAUUACAAUACAGAUAUGACAGCUGAUAUCCAGUUUGCACACUUGAAGAUUCUGAUAGAGCAGCUGGUGAAGGACGGCGUGCUGGACCCAGACUACGUGGUGCACGGCCAGUGCCAGUUGUCGCCGGAUACGGUGCAGCCGGGACGACACGUGUUGGAACACUUACACGAAGUGCCGCAUUGGAACCCCGCGAACACGGAACAUUGUCUUAAAUAUUUUAGGACUUCGUAGGUAACACAUACUGUAAACUAAAAAAACUAUGGGACGUGAAAUGUUAACAAACUAUAAACUCAAAAGUCCUUGGAGCCUCUAGUAUUUUGAGUAAAUGAAAAGAGAGUAUUAGUUACUAGACUAAAUAAAUAGAUACUUUAAACUAGUGUUUCUAAAAAUUGCUAUUCUAAAUUUUAUCAAAGUAGUUUUAAAUUCAUUUUACCCUCGGUUACAGAAAAUUUGUCAAAUUCUAGGCACUGCAGACUUGCAGUGUACAAUUUUCGUAGAUUGAUUCACGAAUGUACUGGGCACCGGGUCGCUAAGUCGCUAUGGGUUCUAUUUACUACGUGCACUCUAAAUAGUCUACCUCUCGCGACGAAUGGUAGUCCCUAUAUUUCCUCCAAGUUUCUCUUGGUUGGGCUAAAUUAUAAAAUACUUGACUACAUAUGUUUUAACCGUAUUUUUAAUAAGUACUUAAAUGAUAAAUUUCCAGAAAAUGUCUACACACAAUUUACGUGACAUCUACUCCAUCAUUCGACACGAGAGGUAUACUCGAAUGUUUAAAUACAAGAAGAUAACGUAUUGUAAUUAUUAUAAUUAUAUAAUUGUUUUUUUAGUUUAUUUAUAAAAGAAACAUUACGAUAUAAGUAACACAUGGACCGCGAUUUUUUUUAUCGAUUUUUAUUUCGUUAGAACUGGAUUAAACCUGGCUGAUUUGAAAUUCUCAUUCUGGGUGGAAUAAAUAUAUAUAAAAUCACUUGCCCCGAAUAAAACCUACGUAAUUUUCCUUUGGGUUACGAAAAUACCAUACGUUUUAGUUUGGUUUUAGUAACUUAGAGGAGGAUUUUUGGGACAUACGGUGAAAUUGCGAUUAUAUUUUACAGAAUAGAGGAAACUAACUCUAUCCAUCCACCUUAUCGAAUUCUGAUAGUACGAGCCCAAUUCCAAUGAAAAACCGCAAAUCGAUGAUCGAUCUACAGUUUAGCCAUUUCGCAAUUCUUAAAAAAAUCCCUUAGUAGGGGAGUGCUAUCAUACUUUUUAAUGGGAUUUUUUUUUUUAGAAACCGUUCGUGUGGUAUCUUUCAAUUAAUCAUCAAAAAAAAUUUUUCCCAUAGAAAAAAAAUAUGACAGCCCUUCUAAGCGAAUUUUUUUUAAGAACUGCAGGCCAAAAAAAUAUGUUUUGUAUGCGUGUGCCAAACGGCUAAACUGUACAUCGAUUUGCGGUUUUUUUUUGCGUACACCUUCACUAUGACGAAAUAAAAGUUCGACAACAAAAAUAAUUGGCCCAGAUUCAUCUUUAAGCUCCACUUGCACCAUCUCACUAACCCGGGGUUAACCGGUAACUCUAGGUUUAACCGGUUAACCCUGGAUUAGUGAAUGGUGCAAGUGGCCCUUUGUGUAUUCGAACGCAUCCUAAUGUGUACUGCAGUAUUGUAUUGACUAUACAAUUUGGAUUUCAGUAGCCGUACUCGCACUGGUGUAUUGGUGCGACUGAGAUAGAGAGGGAAUGCGAUCGAGUUCACGCAGUCGCUAACAUAAAUGUCAAGUGUCAACUCGCGGUAACCGUACUGUAUCCAUGAAGUUAUGCGACGUAUGGUAAUUGUGAAUAGAAGAUAGAAGAUGACAUCAUAGGCAUCAUCCCAUUGUAUAUUUUUAUUAUUCUAUGUUAUCAUAAGUGUGUCACUUUGAUGUGGGCAUUGCAAAAUGCCGGCUUUGUCUUUAUGGUAUUAGUAGAUUAACUUAGAUUAUCUAGUCUAGACUGAUAGCGAACAAAUUUCGCUGCCAAUUGAUCUCCUAAUUAAAUGUUGUGUUUAUCAGUAAAUAACCCACUUU